Neltuma alba is the source of this 1422-nucleotide messenger RNA. RefSeq names its product probable prolyl 4-hydroxylase 9. Gene Ontology annotation, biological process: peptidyl-proline hydroxylation to 4-hydroxy-L-proline. Gene Ontology annotation, cellular component: endoplasmic reticulum. The coding region runs from base 237 to 1121 and encodes 294 amino acids. The transcript is spliced from 8 exons. Gene Ontology annotation, molecular function: iron ion binding; procollagen-proline 4-dioxygenase activity; L-ascorbic acid binding. NCBI's taxonomy places the organism in Eukaryota, Viridiplantae, Streptophyta, Magnoliopsida, Fabales, Fabaceae. The record is from RefSeq and is a predicted model, not a curated record.
CCAUUGUUGGCCGAAGAAAAAUUCAUAACACCAUAUUCAAAGUCAGUGCGUCUCUAGUCACUGGUGUCCUAUAAUACGUUAGUCAACGAAGCAUAUCAAGUCCUGAGAAGACUGGAAUUCAGGUAACUCAGCUGAUCAGUGAACCAUUAACCAUCUGGAUCUUCGCCGGAGAAAAGAAGCAGACAGAACUUCUUCUGCACUUGAAUUUCGGAGAAGGAGAACUCUUCAGAAUCCAAAUGAAGGCGAAAACGGUAAAAGGAAACUGGAGCUGGAGGACAAAGAAGUUCGCCCUGCCUUCUGUUUUUCUCAUAUGCAUCUUCUUCUUUCUCGCUGGAUUCUUCGGCUCUAGUCACUUCUCUCAUUCUAAGGAAGAUCUGUAUGGCGUGAGGCCGAGACCGAGGUUGCUUGAAUCGGCGACGGCAGAGACUGAUAAUUAUUUGCUGCCUGCUGGAGACUCCGGUGAUGAUUCUUUUACCUCGAUUCCUUUCCAGGUUUUGAGCUGGAAACCUCGUGCUCUAUAUUUUCCUAAAUUUGCAAGUGCAGAACAAUGUGAAAGCAUAAUUGAUAUUGCGAAGGCAGGCCUCAAACCGUCAACCCUGGCAUUACGCAAAGGAGAAACAGCGGAGAAUACUAAAGGCAUUAGAACAAGCACAGGUGUUUUUCUUAGCGCUUCUGAAGACAAAUCUGGGACUUUAGAUGUCAUAGAGGAAAAAAUUGCCAGGGCGACUAUGAUUCCCAGAAGUCACGGGGAGGCAUUCAAUAUUUUGCGCUAUGAGAUCGGACAGAGAUAUAAUUCUCAUUAUGACGCUUUCAACCCUUCCGAAUAUGGCCCUCAAAAGAGCCAAAGGGUGGCUUCUUUUUUGCUGUAUUUAACCGACGUUGAGGAAGGUGGGGAGACCAUGUUUCCAUUUGAGGAUGGCCAGAAUAUGGAUGGCAGCUACAAUUACGAGGAAUGUGUGGGCUUACGGGUAAGGCCUCGCCAGGGAGAUGGGCUCCUAUUUUAUUCACUGUUUCAUAAUGGCACAAUUGACCCGACAUCACUUCAUGGGAGCUGCCCUGUGAUAAAAGGGGAGAAGUGGGUGGCAACAAAGUGGAUAAGGGAUCAAGAACAAUACGAUUAGAUGUAUUGUACCAUAGAUUGCGAUGCAAAAUUCUAAGUUGAUCCUGGUUUUCAUUUCUCUGGAUCUUUGAUUCAGGUUCAUUUCUGGCACUCUUGUAGGGUAAUACAAAUAAAACUUUUGACGGCUUUUCGGCAGCAUAGUUUUGAGUUUUUUGGGUCUAGUGAAAUCACGGGGGGAAAUGUGAACAUCAGAUGCUGAUAAUGUACAGGAAGAAUACAGAUAAUCACCAUCUUAUGAACUUUUUCAACAGCUUGUCAAAAGCGUAAUAACCUGUUAAUGGCUUUAUAGAUUUCAAAUUCUA